This is a messenger RNA of Candidozyma auris, 1443 nucleotides long. RefSeq names its product protein arginine N-methyltransferase. The record is from RefSeq and is a predicted model, not a curated record. The transcript has a single exon. Lineage: Eukaryota; Fungi; Ascomycota; Pichiomycetes; Serinales; Metschnikowiaceae. Gene Ontology annotation, biological process: regulation of DNA-templated transcription. Bases 1 to 1443 code for a protein of 480 amino acids. Gene Ontology annotation, cellular component: cytosol; nucleus.
AUGACAAGGGUGGGAGCUGUGGCCACCAAAAAGGAAAUAAUAUAUGAGAGUCGGUUUGCAUUUUAUAUUCCUACCGCUGCCGUGGCUUCUCAGCUAAAUACGAAAGCUUCUCACGUUUUUUUGGAAAGCUUGAAUCAGUACCACACCUUGUCUGGCACUUCACGAGCUUUUUUAAUACGACUCGUUGAUUUUAAAUACGCAUCAACUUUCCUCGAUCAGUUGGCGUCAUUAGAAGCUCUGUUUGUAGUUGUGGUGCCUGUAGUGGAGAGCCAUUCUUACUGGGGUGUCCUACGACAGUAUCAAAGCCAGUUUGCAUACGUUUUGCAACCAAAACUUAGGCUAUCGGCAGAUUGGGUGAAAAGGUACAAAAGCUUGACGUAUAUUGCCAUUCUCAUCUUAAAUGAUUUCGAUGAGGACUUGGCCGUAAAGGCAACUCAGCCUGAUUUAAUCGUAUAUUCUGAGGAUAGUGACAACAAUUUGGUAAGUCGAGCACAUUCGUAUGCAAAAUCCAUAACAGAGAAGAUCGCAAAUGCCAAAUUCAUUAAUCAUUUCAUAGAUCCUUUGCAACCAUUGACGCAACAAAUGCCUUUAGAAGUCUACGAAACCUUUGAAAAGGAUCAACCAAAGUACAAGGCAUACGAAGAGGCUAUUGAUUUAGCUCUUCAUGAUCUUUUGAUUCAAAGAAAGAGAAAAUUGAGGGUUCUUGUCGUGGGUCCGGGUCGUGGGCCACUUCUUGCGACUGCCGCUAAGCGCUUGCAGCAAAUUGAACUCACUGCUGUCGAGAAAAAUCCUCUUUGCAUCUCACAGUUACAAGAACUAAACCGAACUUCAUGGGAUAGCAAGGUGACAAUAUAUGAAGGUGAUAUUCGCAUUCUUGCAGCUUCUCUAGGAGACUUCGAUUUGGUCAUUUCCGAAUUGAUUGGGUCCUUCGGGUGUAAUGAGGCUUGCCCUGAAAUUCUUCAGGCUCUCGCUAAACCCAACACAGUCAUGAUCCCACAGACUAUUCAAAGCUUUAUAACACCAGCUUUUUGCAGUUUGGUGGAAGGAAAUAUCACCAGACCGUAUUUGUUGAACUCAGAUGAGUGUUUUCCCGUCGCUGAAACGCAGCAGGUCUUUGAGUUCAGCUUUCCAAACAACGCAAAAUUUGAUCAAAGCUUCCAGCAUACCUUUGCGCUUAAUUCUCUUGAUGUUAGCAAUACACUUGUGGGUAAUUUUAAAGCAAACUUGUAUGGACACAUCAGCAUUGGCAGUACAUCGUCUGAUUCGACUACGUUUGUUUGUUCCUCGUGGUAUCCCAUGAUAUUCCCAAUCCAAACUGUCGAGACAAAAAUCGAGCUUCUUUUUAGAAGGAUAAGUCUGCAUGAUCGGCUUUGGUACGAAUGGACUGUUAACGGAUCAAAGAUGAACGCACAGGGUGUAGAAUACUCCAUUCCUCUCUCAUGA